UACUUACUCCGUACUGUUCUCCUAGAUCACAUCACCUAUGGUAGAGCUUUGCCAAGCACCUUAUUGCCACCACAAAUGUACUUGAUCCUAGAGCAACUGUCAACCAUUAUUGCUAUGCUUCCCACCGCUAGUGCCAUUGUCCAUUGUCAAAGAAAGAUGUCGGUUCUCAGGUCCUGUUUUCUUUUUCUCGGGAGCGGGGUACCUCUCUCAGAGGGCAGAUCGCCUGCAAGCUGUAACUAUAUAGUGUCCGCCCCGGACCCCCUUUCUCUCACCACCUUAGUAUUUUUCGAAGUCCUAACAUGUUUCGCCCAUUACGGGCUUUUCCAUUCUCUACAUAAUAUGGAAGGACAGAGGAAUCUUGAGGGCUAGGGCUUGAUUCCUAAAAGAGCAAUCGGAAAAACACAGCAUGACAUGCCAUAGCUACAAAUUUGUUUUCUUUCUGCCUUUUCAACUCUUUUCCGCUAUUUGACCUGGCUUCACCGCUAAUCUCUCUUUUGUAUCAUUUGUCAAAUCUUCCUGCUCCUGUUCUGAUUCCAAGCUGGUUCUACUGCAAAACAAAAAGAUGGUCCGUCCGACACAGCUAGCUGAGAUGUAUGGGGAUUUCAGCAAUGUUGAUCCUCGGCUGGUUGUUGCUCUUGAGAAAAUCCAUGCCGAGGACCCAAGAUAUAAAGAGCCUGAGGUGCCAGAGUUGACAACAACGGAUCCAGAGGAAGGCAUCUGCAUUGUGUGUCGCUGUGCCUGGUUUCUUCCCCUGCAGUUUGGGCCUUGUGGGCAUGUGUUCUGUGCUGAGUGUCUUUGGAAUGUGCUAUUCUCACAUGCUUCUGAUGCCGACCCCUCCUGCAUGCUUUGCCGCUCUACACAACCCGACUUCAGAUACCGAUCCGAAAUACAGACCAUCUCCGCUGACCGAUCUGAUUUUGACCGGGGGAGGAUCUACCUCAUUAUACUCUUCAUGAAACUACAGCUUCUUCAUGGUGCAUGGUUUGACUGGGAUAUGGGAUCCGACGAGUAUAAGAUGUUUGAGGUGAACAGGGAUACGGAUGUGGAGGACAUCCAGGGGAUCAACACAGAGACUUUGACUGGGCUUCGGGAAGAGGAAGACCACUGGGCGACCAGACCCGCGGAGGAAGGAGAUAAUGAUCAGGAGGAAGAUAGCGAGGAGGAGCACCCAGGUCUUCUGGAGAUGAUACUGCAUAGAAUCCCAGUUCAUGCUUUAUGAGGCAGGCUUCGCCGAGUGUGCUUUGCUCGAAUUGUCAUGCAGGCACGCCUAGAGACACUGGCUCCCAACUACAGAAUGUGGUGAGCUAGAAGUGCUGGACGACUAUGCGAAAGAAGUAAUACAGAUAAAACACCAUACUCGACAAUCGAUCAGCCGAAGAAUAUACAUUUAAGCUUGUUAGCAAACUGGUGGACUGGAUAUGCCCCUGAUGCGAUGGCGCUGACGGACCUCUUGUUUGCCUCCUCCUUGACGGCACUCUGGGUGUAUAUAGCAACCAGGUUGGGGAACUUUGCUUUCUUCUUUUCCCUCAACUUUGGAUGAUCUUUUCGAGGAUUCAAUUUCACUUUUCUGUCUGUUGGCGAUCUGCGCGAGACUUUUAGAAGUCGAUGAUCAGAAUCUGGCCCAAUUCAUCAUUCCAUGUCAUAGUCUCACUUCUUGUUGAUGGGAAGGUCUCACGCCUCAGCAUCAAGCUUUCCUGAGUUCUUUCUAAACUAUCACCUCCCCAACCCAUCAUAAGCAUACGGCGGAUCUCUCUGCCACCACACAGAAAGUAUAUCAAUUUCAGGUCAAUCGCUCCUAGAAAUACAGGAAUUGCGGUGCCCUGUGCUUUCUGAAGAAUCCAGCAUGUAUCUACUUUGCGUGAGAUCUCCUUCCAAAGCCGGGAUGUGGUCCUCAUUCCCACCACAGUGUAGCCGUAUGUAUCUGAUCGCCCGAUUGGUAGCAGCUAGGGUCCAAAACACGACCCUGGAUCGCAUAUCCAGCAUCGGGAUUGACGGCAAUCAAAUAGUUGUCCCAAUAUGCAAGGAUGUCGCUUCAGACUAGAAUCCCAUUUUUUGGGGAGUUGAGUCCAGCAGGGGAAGGACUGGGGAAAAUGAACUGUGAAUAGCCAUGGGCCUUAAGGAUGUAUUCAAGCGCCAACAGAAAUAUGUGCACGGCUUGAAAGCCAGUCCAAUGCCCCCCUUCAGCAUCUAGAUUGAUAUCGCCGGUAAUUAUGCCACGUCCGUCACGUUGGCGGACCGGGCGGAUAAACGCCUCAUUCCUCGGGGUGCUUGACGGUGACAUUAUCCGAGGAUAGAAGCGCUUGCUGCUUGUAUGAAUUGACUCCCCUGAUGUCCGGGACAAGAGGAUCUAUCUGCAAUGUUGGACCAGUUGAUUGGUACACGCGAUCGGGCUGCUUGAGCCAUUUCUUUGGGCAUCAGAACUACCAUCCGUGUGGAAAAUGACGUGCCUCUGGUAGGAGUACUCGCAGCAUAAAGGCCAGGUGGAGAGUCAAAGUUGAUCCACAUGUUCCGCGAAACAGCGUGAUCGAAAGACAUGGUUGUCGCGAGAAUAUUCAAUACCCACCAGUUUUGUCUGCCGGAUGAG
Messenger RNA from Blastomyces dermatitidis ER-3, 2584 nucleotides. RefSeq lists its product as uncharacterized. The record is from RefSeq and is a predicted model, not a curated record. Bases 563 to 1219 code for a protein of 218 amino acids. NCBI's taxonomy places the organism in Eukaryota, Fungi, Ascomycota, Eurotiomycetes, Onygenales, Ajellomycetaceae. The transcript has 2 exons.